AUGGCGCUCUUUGUUUCACCAACGGAUAAGUCAUCCUCGAUGAUUUCCCAUUCCUUUCCUGCUGAGCCACCUCUCUUCGCCAUUCGAAUACUUCAAAAGUGCUGGGAACACGUGGGGGUCCCGAAACUGCACAGUGUUGAGUGGGGAUACGUGAACAGUGGAGACAUCAUAAAACCAAGAAAAGAGGUAGAAGAUGAGGGUGGAGAUAGGUGCCAUAGUUUUGAGCUUACUACACAGGAAGCUUGGCGAAGGAAGGGUGGGACAGUGGGUGAUUUGGACCAAAGUCAUUAUGUCGCGAUAAGAAAGAGAAACGGAAAAGCAAGUGCUUGCUUUCACGCUAGUGUCAUAGUUCAGAAGAAAACGCUAGACUUAGAAGCGACAAUUUCUAGACACAUCCUGCAUGUAACAUGCUAUACUAGUUUCCAGGAGAUUGAACUCUAUUGCUUUGAAAGGGAAUGGCAGUGUUAUAAAGAUAGGAAACUUCGUCUUUCCAUUCUUCUAUCAACAUACGGCUAA
This is a messenger RNA of Dovyalis caffra, 516 nucleotides long. The record is from the annotation of a GenBank genome assembly. NCBI's taxonomy places the organism in Eukaryota, Viridiplantae, Streptophyta, Magnoliopsida, Malpighiales, Salicaceae.